AUGCUGCGUCCACCGAGAAGGUUGUCGUUCAUGCCAGUUUCGAGGACGCCCCACGUCGGCAUAUCGGUUCUGGCUGGCUACAAGUACAGCUCUGUGCACGUGGAGGUUCCCUCCGAUUAUGAGUUUGGCAUCGAUCACCAGGAGCUCAGUCACAUGUCACUAUGCCUUGCUCUUGGAAAGUCAUCGCUAACCUGCGUUAUCUUGCGUUCGAGCGAUUGCGCGUUGCUCCUGCAGGAAGCGAUUGUGAAAUUAGUUUAUUCUGACGCUACCCGCGAGUCUUGCGCAAGAGCAGACUACAACGUUCCCAUGGCUCUGACCCAAAACAGCUCCGUAGCAUCCACCCUCGGGCCAUCGCCUCUGGCUUCAGGGUCUGUGCUGAGUGUGCCAACUGCGGGCUCCAACGCGUUGCUUCGGGAGGUUCAGUGGCCGCACCUGACAUUUAUGCACGGUGGCUCAUACGAGUUGUGCUAUUCUCCGGACGGCUCGUUCGAAGGCGAUGAAUGGAAAAACAACAUUGUGCCAGUUCAAGUCAUAGUGGUCGGUGUGUCCUCCGAAUGCCUCUCAGAUGGCUGCUUGGCCAGGGAGCGCUGGGAUUGCUACCUUUUUUACGGAGGUGAGGACAUCAGCUCCUGCCGCAUUGACUUUCGGCUGUUUGGCGGAGGCCGGGAGGGCUGGUCCGUUCAGCUAGGCGGCGCGAGCCGCAUCAGUUGGUCCGAGAGCUGGGGCGACGACACCUAUGUUGCUGGCGAGUUCGUCCCAGCGACCCGCGUGGAGUGCUCCAACGUGAUCACGGGGCAAAGCAUCCAACCGGAGACCCAGCUCUUCCAGUCCUUCUCCUGGGCACCCCCUUCGGGCUCCGGGCUCAACGCAGACGCGUCGACGGCAGCCACGCUGCCGGGCCUGAAGCCGGAGUUUGCCACCAAGAGCUUCACCCUCACUGCAUGUUACUGUCCCAACUACGAUGGCCCUGACCCCACAACGGAUGCCUGUGACGAUGCAGGUGAGUUUAUCCAGCCAAUCGGUGUAGUCUAUUACUGGAUGAUUCGUAUUUGCGAUAUUGACACAUACGCGUCGUGUGGCUCAUCAAGCAAUCCACCCUUCAUGCGAGUUCUUCCCCAGCAGCCUUUUGUAUUGAGAGUCGAGUGCCCUCCUGGGGGCACGUCCUGCUCGCCUACCAACAAUAAUCGCCUCAAACUCCUACCUGGAAUUCCACCUGCAGGUCCGGAUGGCAUCGUACGGAUCGAGGUGCCGGAGAGGGCCAUCUGGGAGCCACAGUCGCGGUGCAAAAUCGAGACCAGCAUGACGGGUGAUAUUGGUUGGUUCCCGCCCUUGGAGUUCGAUGAUUUCGGCCUUCUCAUAGGCGGUGAUGCGUACCUUCGGGGUGGUGACCGUCGUGACUACAAAUUCUGGGCAAAUCCAGCAAUGAUGGGACUCAUGCCGAUGGCGAGCAAGGUGGAAGUCUGCUACUGUGAUGAAAACUGCGGGAACUCCUUCAACUAUUUCAAGGUGGGCGAAAUACGGGCGGCGGAGUCAGCAGGGAUUGCACGCUGGACUAAGCCGCCGAACCAGGGAGGCCUUAUCCAGGAGAUCGAGUCACUUCAAUAUGUGACCAAGCAAGGGGCCUUGACGCUAUACGGAGGCAUCCAGUCCGACUUUGCAGAUGGAAUGCACCCGUACGACAGCAUACCUUGGCGAAAGAAGACGACGCUGAAACUCGUUCCCUUUGACAACUGGGCAGCCUACACGGACGCGAGCGGGGGCCAGGUAACACUUGAGCGGUCCCUCAAUCUUGACCGCGUUGACACAGAGGAGAGCCGCCAAGCUUUGAACGAUGCUUGCGUCAACGGCACCUUCAAUGCCGAGUACUACAAUGGGCCCAGUUCAGCUGAUCUGGCGAGGGAGUUUCUCGCCUGGGUUGAACCUGGCCCCUCGAACUACUUGCCCUUCAGUGGUGUCGAGAAUGACCAGAGCUUCAACGCAUGGAAAUCUGGCAUUUUUCUUGUGUGCUACUGUGCGAUGCUUGAUGCCGAAGACUUGUGUCAGAGCCCCGUCUACUAUAUCAACGCAGCGCGUCUGAUGUUUCGGGGUCCUAUGACCGAUAUACAGCUUGACCUGCCUUCCAAUUUCGUGGUGCGUAUCGAUCUAGAAGGCUGGGGCUUCUCAGAUACAGACUCCAUCCGUCUUAUCAGCAUGACACAAACCUGCAGAGAGAAUGCAAACGACCCUCGCGGGGUUGAUGUCUACCGGCUCGGAUGCCCUGGAUUUAACAGCUCAAGCUGCCGCAAGCCCGAUGUGAAAGAAGACAUUCCUGUUCAUGUGAUUUCAGCUGAUCGCACGGGGGUUUACAUCACGGACAUCUCCAUAGGAGAUUCUCAGUCCAUACUGACCUUCAGUGGCGACAUCACUGCCGAACUGUUAGAUGGUGAUGCAAUCACCAUAGAUGAGUCGUCCAUCAUUUUGAAUAACAAGAACCAUACCACCUGGACCAUUGCUGAACAGCACGUGGUGUCAAAGCUGUCUGGCUUCUACGGCUAUGCUGAUGAGCCCAGUGUCAAACGGAUGCUUUGGAAUCGGGUGUCCUACGUUUCAGGAGAGACCAACAAGUUGAGUAUACCUGUGGGUUGGGUCAGCAACACGGAAGAUGGCAGUGAUAUCCCGCAGUUCAGAUUCGUUCAAAACAAGGGCCGUUGGGCUCGUCGCAAUCGGCUCCAGACGAAGGAAGAGAUCAAAGUUGACUUCGCAGCAAUGGUGAAGAUAUGUUGGGGAGCGUUUGAUGAGGGUCGCCAACAAUACUACGGAGAAGCGGGAGUCCUGCAGUUUUCCAGUCCCACCUUCAUGGCAGAUGCAGGAGUGUAUCUGACAACAAGAUUGCAAGGAGGAGUAGGUCAGGCGGUCUUGUCAUUUUCCCCUUCAACUGGAACAACUUUUUACAAAGCUUUCCACACCCCUUUGGUUGUCAGGCUUCUUUUCAAAGAGGUGGACUUCAUGCUGGAGCCCCUCCUUGCGGGAGCGAUUGAAAAGCCGGAAGAGCUUGAGGCCAUGCCGGAAGACUUUCAAGUGGCUAUGGAGAAUGCAACGCAAGCGAUUUGUGGGCAGCUUUUCACGGAGAUGUGGACCAACGAUGACUCAGGCUUUCCUCUUCCGCGUGGAUGCUACUAUGGACCGCUCUACACAGAUGUGGUUGCUGACAAUGAGCCAGCACGCCCGUCCUACAGGGAAUACUUCAUCAUAUUUGAACCAAAGGCCGGUCUCAAGGACGUCUGUACCCUCAAUGACCAGUUCGGGUCGAGGACGGCACCCUGUGUCUACCAGCUGGCAUUCAAUGCACGUGCGGGUGAAAUUGGCAUGGUAAACCCCCGGGAAGUUAUUGGCAUCUACACGCAGUGCGCUGGCAAAUCUGGAUCAGCAACGGUAUGUGGCCCGCGCUACAGCGUACUAGAGUACGGCCCAGCUUACGCGACUGCUUCAACAAUGCUGCCAGAGGAAAAUCAUACUCAGCUGGAUCGUGUUGAAAUGCUUCCUUGGCCUCAAGCUCGCUUGUUGAGCUCGCUGGGUCUUCGGGCACUGAGCAAGGAGGCCGCCGAGGAGGUGCUGGAGCUUCAGCCCACGCUGACCAACGAGGAUGGUGGUGUUGUUGAGGAGUUCGUGCAAUUUGGAAUCCGCGCUUGGCCAAAGGAUCCGGCUUGGCCAAUUGAGCGCUCUGGGCAGCUGCACCUCUUCUUUCGCCCGUUUACGCUUUGGGAUGUUUCUGGCAUCGCCUUCUGCGAAGCCAAUUGUGUGCCCAUCUCUGGCGUUUCGUGUAGUGAUGGUCGGGGCCGUGAAUCCGCGGAUUGCCAGGUGAGACCGAUUGUCAGGACCCCCUUUGAAAACGUCGUCCCCAUGCAGCGGAACACUGUGACCCUCUCGUAUCCUGCCCAGAUGGAGGCAGUACCCGAAGAGCGUGGGGACGAGGCUCACUUGUUGAACGUUUCGGAGCUCAGACUUCCUCGAGAUGGCUUCUUCACCCUGCAGAUGUUGGCAGAAUAUCUCGACAGCAAUGGUCUGAAUCCCUCCACGGCAUUUGUGUCUCCCUCGAUGCGAAGGAUCCCAGUUGCUGGCACUACAACUGGACGCAUCGUGGUAGACGGUCAGACCGGAAACGGUCCUCGUCCUUUUGCUUUCGAACGGCAGAAUGUGCUGAUUGUGCGACUCAUGAUUGGAGUUACGCUACGAAGCCCCGCAGAAGAUGAGCGUCUGGAUACGGAUACGGAGCUUGAUGAGGACAACGCGACCGAGGGGUCCUUUAGGACAGCUCCUCGUCCCAUGGUGCAGAUUCUUUUGCCUCCAGACUAUACGUGCAGUGUGGUUGGAAAUGGCACAGCUGACCCUGAUGGGACCUUGGACAUGUUUCUCCGAGAUCUAAAUGGAGAUGGUUAUGUGGACAACCCUAUGGGCACAAUACUCAGCGGAAGUUGGUCCGAUGAAGGGCCAGUUUGCUCUUUCACUUUGGAGAACUGGGCUGCAGUGUUCGCCAGACAGAUCUUUUAUGUUCGCCUUUCCGUUAACAACCCUCGACAGGCUCUGAUGCGCACCGACCCCACAAACUUGUGGCAAAUCAAGCUCUCUGGUGCAAAUGCUACAUUGCUGGGCGGCUUGGUCAACUUCAUCUCCCUGGCAGAGGAGGCGGAUUUGCCUGGUUGGGUUGGCAACUUGGCAGUUCUCACUCCUCUUGAAGGAGAGUCCUUGCAACCGUCCAACCUUUCUGCUGGAGCCACGAACGAGCUCAGCGUCUUCUUCCAGGUAAUCCAUGCGAUGCCCUCAUUGUCUUACAUAUUGCUAGACGCACCAGAUGGCUUCGAUUUCACGGACAAUUGCAGCGUUGGCAAUCUGGAAGACUCGUACUAUGCAGAUUGGGAUGGACUUCCAUGGGGCGAGACAGUGUUGGGACCUCAAGCGCUGACAAGCAGUCUUGGCCUGGAGGUCAACUGCACCACUGACAACUGGAAACGGAGUGUACUUUCGCCUCCGGCCACUGAAAAUUUUACAAGGGCAAUCUUGAGGGUUGGUCGCACGCUAAUCUCCAAUAAGUACUAUGCCUUCAAGGUCCGUGUCAUCAACGCAGUUUUGUGGGAUGCAUCUCACCAUGACGACUGGCGAAUCUGGGUUCAAAGUCCCGAGGGCUACAUGGUUGAUGGCUCAAAAUAUACAGUUCAGUUCAAUUCUGCACGCAUUGACACACUUCCGCAAGACUACUGGGACAGGAGCUGGGGCGUGUAUCAGGAUCCUAUGCCGUUGCCGCUGUCGCUCGAUUUCGGGCGAAGUCUUCUGCUUCCAACAUCUGUCUUUGACAUGAGCACAUUGGUGACGGUAUACCCUCUGACUCCAAGCAGUGAUGGUCAGCUUAUCAAUGUCCGUAUGCUUGCUCCAGUUGGCUACGUCUGGGUUCCACAUGUCGCAGAAGGUUGGAGAGGGUAUGUUCCCAACGUCACAUGCGAGUUCUGCGAGCUCAUUGUAACUCCGCAAGUCAGGUUGUUCAACGAACUCAUAUUGCCUGAUCUUGUUAUGCGGCUGGGGCAUCUCUAUGGCUUUCAAGUACGUAUCCGCGUUCCGGAAAGACCGCCCACCCGGUCGUUGAAUGCGUUUUACUUGGAGAUGGGCUUCGAUCCUGGCAAUUUCAACUUGGAUCGAAUGCAAGCCAGCAUGGUUCCGGCUCCACAGCUGCGGGUCGUUUCCAGGGCAAGUGCGAACUCUCUUUGCAACCUCGCGGGAUAUGCGGACAACAUCAUCGAAUUUCAUGUGCACACUGCAUCUCCGCUUGAGGUGAAUUCGGGCUUCCUCUUUGCGGGGGAUGAACUGACAAGAGGUACCUUACUUCGCUGUUGGCCUGAGAUCCUUUCCGGGCCAGUUCUGGAUGCCACGAACGGCAUUUGCAGCGUGACGGAGAACAUUGUCACAGCUCUGCCUGAAAUUCUGCUGUAUAUUGUUCGUGGCACUUCCCCGGCAGGCAUGCGAAUAUUCCGCUUCCGUCGAAGUCGCAAUCCUUUGCAGCCCACGCUCCAAGGUGGAACAUGGAAUUUUGGUACAUAUUCAGACUUGCAUCUCUACCCCAAACACAAAGUGCUGGACCUGGGCAAGGACAUUCCAGUGCCUCGCGUUCUUGCUCCUUUGCUCGAUUCCGGUCUACUGCAGCCGCCAGUUUAUGAGGCGCCUGGCUACGGGCGCGAUGACGGGCCGCUUCGCCUCAACUUGCUCACCUUCUUCUUCAAGGUCCAGGAGCAUCCUGAAGUUCCAGAGAGCGUCCCGCAUCUUUACAUUGCACUGCGUGGGCCUGCAGGCUUUGCCUUCAAAGAGAACUGCUUUGAGGGCCUUGAGGCUUUGAGCCCGAGCAGCUCUCGACAUCCUUGCAACGCAGCCCAGUUUCCUACACAGACAUGGUGCCCAGGCAUCAUUGAACCUUGGCCAGCAAACCUGGAACCUGCGGCCUGCCUGGGGAUUCAGAGCAGUGCACGGAUUUCGGUGCCAAACCCAUUGGUUUUGCAAGCUGCAGCACCUGUUGGGACAACAGUUCCUGCUUUUGAGGACAACAGUAUGUAUGCAUUCACCAUUCAGGUCCAGAAUCCCGAGUUUCAGAUAGAAGUGGGGAGCCAGUGGGCACUGGAUUUUGUGUAUGAGGCAGGUGCGCCUUUCGACUCACUGCCAGUGGCAACUUUCGAUCACGAAGAAACUGCGCUACAUCUGGCAUCACCGCUGAAUGUGCAACCUUUGCUUCAGACCAUAGAGCAGCAGUACAUGCCAUUUCGUUUGGAUUUCAAACCCUACACGAUGAUUCCAGGGCCCAGGAUGCCAAGGAACCGGCGUUUGCAGCCACUCGGCGGCGGCGUCGCGCCGCUGGAGCCAGAUGCAGAGGAGGGCAGCCUCGUACUGCUUGCCGCACCCGGCUUCCAGUUUCGAGCCGGUGAUUUCGAACUGUGUGUUGAGAUCUCGGUGGAACGCAAGGACCGACUCUUGUGGGACACAACUGCUGUAUUCGGCUUCAGUGAUGCCACGUGCUUUAUCACUGGAGACAAUUUGGCCAAUAUGACGUACACCUUGAUCAACGCCAAGGCCCUUGAGCCCUUGGUGACAUACUCCUUGAAAUCUGUCGUCAAGAACAUAGAUGUACCAACAUGGCCAAACUCAAACGUGUGGCUCUUGGAGUCCUUCAAAAGGUUCAUGGCAACUGGCCAAAGCAUUCGGCUGGACAGCUACAGUGUUCCAGGCACGCCGACGAUUGCGCCGUCACCAGAGUUUACAGUCAUGAAUACCGCGCAGGAGUUCACUGCAGGAGUGCGAACUCCACACAUCAAUAUGUCCAUGAUCUUCAACUCGGUGCUGCGAAAUGGUGACGUGAUAGUCAUCAUGCCCCCACCAGGCUUCGACCUUCGUGCCCCAGAGGGCGGAUGCCGAGACUUCCAAUGGAUCGGAACCUUUCGGCCACUUGUUUUGUCACCCCCUCCGGACUGCAAUUGUACGAUGGCAGCUAAUUUAGAGGCUCUACAGUGCAAGCUCGAAAUGCACGUCAUGGAGAGCAACCAAUUUCGUGGCAUCGCUCUGGGCGAGCAGGUGAGAGUUGCCUUUCAAAUGAGCGUUUUGAACCCCACGAAGAUGCCAGACAGCGUGGAGGAUUACUGGAGGAUGGAGCUCUGGCAAGGCAGCAUUCCGCCAUAUCCUUUCAGUGGAGGUCUCGUUGAGAGCUGGCCGGUGUAUGGAACCUUGGACAACUUGACAAUCUCUUUGGUGGGCUUUGAGAGACGCGCGGGUGCCAUGAGCGAUUUACAGUUCGAUUUCAUUCCAAGUGUGUGGGGCACAGCAUUAGACAUUGUGGUCCACGAACCCACGGGCUUCCAGUUCCAGAAUGCUCGCGUCAACGCUCCCUGGAUUCGACAUGAGCUGACAACAGGCAGCCGGCUGGUUCUCAUCGGUGGCACGCUUGUACCGGGACAGCCGUCCCAGCUGACUCUCUCACUUGUUCGGCUCGGUGAUGGAGGUGGGCCCACGAGAAUAAGCAUUCGAGCGUAUGCAGAUUCACAGCUGUUGCGCGAGACAGCAAGGAGAAUCAACUUCCUGCAGGGCUUUCGGCUGCCCGGCGCCGUCCUCGCUGAAAACCUGCGCCUCUGGAGCGAGACGGUGGUGGAGCAUUGGUCUGGUCAGCAAGCUGACUCUGUCAGCCCGCUGCUGCCAUGCCACACGAAUACGCUGGCGCGGUUCGAGAUUUUCAUCCGAUUGAGCAACAUCAUGUUGCAGGGAGAUGCGCUGAUCAUCACGAACACAGUGCCGUUUGGACAAGCACCGUGGGAGCCCAGUACCGAAACUGGUUAUGAAUCAACAUUGGAGAUGUGCUUGGGCCAGCACGGAGGCGUCGCUGAAAAUGGCACGUGGGCCUGCAACCGCGUCUCAGAAGUCAACGUGACAAGCCAGACAGUCAUUCGCAACAGUGUCGGCAUAGUCAUCGGAAUGCGCUUGACAAUCGGCGCGAUGAGACCAGAGCAUGUGCUCAGCCAGGCGUCCCUGGAUCUGGUGAUGAAUAGCCUGAAGCUUGAAGGAGAUCUUGAGUACCGAGAACUGGCUCUGGAGGCCAAUAGAGAUUACCGGCUGCGUAUGUGGCUUCGUGCAUCUGCUGCACCGACGAUGUGGAGCAUUCUGACAGAAGACGCACUUGGAUUUCUGUCCAAUACGAACGAUGGUUUGACGCCGGGAGCCAUUGCUGUUCCGGAAAUGGUUCUGACUGCAACUUCCAGUGUGAGCCGCGUCCCACCAGAAUCUGCGGUGAAUGUGCGAGUUCACGUACGGACGGGUCCAUCGCAGGGGCCAUUCAGCAAACUUCAGCUGCUUCUGCCUUAUGGCUUUGCGCCCUAUGGGGCUUCGGCCUCUGCCACCUCUCGGCUAAUCGUCGGGCUGAGCAUUGAGCAGGGCGAGGGCGCGCUGGACCAAACUACCGGCAUGACGUUCAACCUGCGGAUAAUGACACCGCCUACUGACGUACCUGAUUUGCGGUGGUUUGUGCUGGCCAAAGAGGUUCUUGUUGACGACAUCACGGGGGUCACAGCAGAGCCCAUAAAUGGUUGGGCCGAAGCUGCUGGAUUCGGUGUCGCACCUUGCCCCGUCUCGCUCAUGUACGGCGCGAUUCCCAGCGCAACGGGAUGGCUGGCAGUGUCGUUCUACGUCCCGGCCAUGGUUGCAGGCAAGUUUGCCUUGAUCACUGCACCAGACACCUUCCUGGUGCAAUGUCCGAAGGUAGAAGAGACCGGCUUGGAGUUGGCCUGCGAAGACUUCCGCGUCCGUGAAGCCCUCCCACAGUAUCUCCAAACACUGCAGAGGACUGUGAAUGUCACACUGGAGGGAGGCACCCAAGAAGGGGACAACGUGCUGUACAUGUUCUUGCUCAACGUCUUGACCCCCGAAGUGCCCAAUAUCUUCGAUUUCUGGCAGAUCCGGGUGUUGGACCCUGGCUUUGCGGUGGUGGAUGCGGCCUUGGCGGUGCAACAGCCUCGCUUCGUGCAGGAUCUGGAAAUGGGCAAUCCAUCCCUUUCUUGGAUGCAGUCGCCGCAGAUGGGCGAGGUCUCCAAUGUGCAGGUGGAGGUGAGUUUUCUACGCCGGGUCAAGGACGUGAAGGCCAUCUUGGUGUCCCUGCCUGAGAAUUACCGACAUGACAUUCAGCACAAGAACCAGUUAAGGAACGUCAACAAGCAGUUUCCGCUCACCAUUGAUACGGAAUGGCGGGUUUUUGACAAUUUGAGGUACAUCAAGGUCUUGGUGGAAGUUGCAGAGACAGGCGAGGCGCAGAUUAUCAUAGCUGGCACGUACCAAUGGCAAUUUCCGGUCAUGGUUCCCUUGAUCAAGCCUUUUGCCAGUGAGUGGUAUGUCAGCUUAUGCUCAGAGCAAACUUGCACAGAGGUCGGAGAUCCUGGAAUCAUGGUCUCUUUUCCAGUGCCCAACAACGAGCCACAGAUGCCAGCCAAAGUGUUUCAGGUGGUGUCAACAACGGGGGCCAGCUCUCGCAGUCGCAUCUCCUGCAUGAUCCUGGUGAUAUUAUUCCUAACCAUAGUGCCGCAGAAGAUCGCGCAAUAG
Messenger RNA from Symbiodinium natans, 10086 nucleotides. The record is from the annotation of a GenBank genome assembly. Lineage: Eukaryota; Dinophyceae; Suessiales; Symbiodiniaceae.